UCUGAAGCUUGGCAGUGUGUACCUGUACCGGGUUAUCACCAUUUCAGGAACUGAAGAAAGCGAGCCAUCACCUGCUGCCAAAUACAUCCAUGGAAGUGGAUACUGUGGUGAUGGUAUUAUACAGAAAGGUCAAGGUGAAGAAUGUGAUGACAUGAAUAAGAUCAAUGGUGAUGGCUGCUCUCUCUUCUGCCAACAAGAAGUUUCCUUCAAUUGCAUUGAUGAACCCAGCCGGUGCUAUUUCCAUGAUGGGGAUGGGGUAUGCGAAGAGUUUGAACAAAAAACUAGUAUUAAAGACUGUGGUGUCUACACGCCCCAAGGGUUCCUGGAUCAGUGGGCCUCCAAUGCUUCUGUAUCCCAUCAAGACCAGCAGUGCCCAGGCUGGGUUGUUAUUGGACAGCCAGCAGCAUCCCAGGUGUGUAGAACCAAGGUGAUAGAUCUCAGUGAAGGCAUUUCCCAGCAUGCCUGGUACCCUUGCACCAUCAGUUAUCCAUAUUCCCAGCUGGCUCAAACCACUUUCUGGCUCCAGGCAUAUUUCUCUAAACCAAUGGUUGCUGCAGCUGUCAUUGUCCACUUGGUGACUGAUGGGACAUAUUAUGGGGACCAAAAGCAAGAGACCAUCAGCGUACAGCUGGUUGAUACCAAAAAUCAGAGCCACGAUCUAGGCCUCCAUGUCCUGAGCUGCAGGAACAAUCCCCUGAUUAUCCCUGUGGUCCAUGACCUCAGCCAGCCCUUCUACCACAGCCAGGCGGUACGUGUGAGCUUCAGUUCGCCUCUGGUCGCCAUCUCGGGGGUGGCCCUCCGCUCCUUCGACAACUUUGACCCCAUCACCCUGAGCAGCUGCCAGAGAGGAGAGACCUACAGCCCUGCCGAGCAGAGCUGUGUGCACUUUGCCUGUGAGGCCACAGGCUGUCCAGAGCUGGUCGUGGAGAAUGCUUCUCUCAAUUGCUCCAGCAGUGACCGCUACCAUGGUGCCCAGUGCACUGUGAGCUGCCAGACGGGAUAUGUGCUGCAAAUACAGCGGGAUGAUGAGCUGAUCAAGAGACAGAUGGGACCCAGCAUCACAGUGACCUGCACAGAGGGCAAAUGGAACAAGCAGGUGGCAUGUGAGCCAGUGGACUGUGGCAUCCCAGACCACCAUCAUGUCUAUGCUGCCUCUUUCUCCUGCCUGGAGGGCACCACCUUUGGCAGCAAAUGUUCCUUUCAGUGCCGCCACCCUGCACAGCUGAAAGGCAACAACAGUCUCCUGACCUGUAUGGAAGAUGGGCUGUGGUCCUUCCCAGAGGCCCUGUGCGAACUUAUGUGCCUUGCUCCACCACCAGUCCCCAAUGCAGACCUCCAGACUGCCCGGUGUCGAGAGAACAAGCACAAGGUGGGCUCCUUCUGCAAGUACAAGUGCAAACCUGGAUACCAUGUACUUGGCUCCUCCCGGAAGUCAAAGAAACGGGCCUUCAAGACUCAGUGUACCCAAGAUGGCAGCUGGCAGGAGGGAGCUUGUGUUCCUGUGACCUGUGACCCACCUCCGCCCAAAUUCCAUGGGCUCUACCAGUGCACUAAUGACUUCCAGUUCAACAGCGAGUGUAGAAUCAAGUGUGAAGACAGUGACACCUCCCAGGGACCCGGGAGCAACAUCAUCCACUGCCGAAAAGAUGGUAACUGGAGUGGCUCCUUCCAUGUCUGCCCGGAAAUGCAAGGCCAAUGUUCGGCCCCAAACCAGCUCAACAGCAACCUCAAACUGCAGUGUCCCGAUGGCUACGCCAUAGGGUCAGAGUGUGCCACCUCGUGCCUGGACCACAACAGCGAGUCCAUCAUCCUGCCAGUAAACGUGACUGUGCGUGACAUCCCUCACUGGAUGAACCCCACAAGAGUGGAGAGAAUUGUCUGCACUGCUGGUCUCAAGUGGUAUCCUCACCCUGCUGUGAUUCAUUGUGUCAAAGGCUGUGAGCCCUUCAUGGGAGACAAUUACUGUGAUGCCAUCAACAACCGAGCCUUCUGCAACUAUGAUGGUGGGGAUUGCUGCACCUCCACGGUGAAGACCAAAAAGGUAACCCCCUUCCCUAUGUCCUGUGACCUACAAGAUGACUGUGCUUGUCGGGACCCUGAAGCCCAAGAACACAACCGGAAAGACCUCCGGGAAUACAGCCAUGGUUAAGGCAGGACAAGGAGUUGUCAAAGAAUUCCCAGUGGCAGGACCCGCAUCCCUUUGGUAUUGUUUUCACAGUCCGCUGCUCAAUGGAAUGACCUCUCCACACCAGGGAUAGUUAGCACCCAACCGUUCUGCCUUUAAUUUCACCCAGGAAGGACCCAUGGUGAGGCAAAUAACAAAGUCUUGCCAUGUAGAAUGAUGGAAUGGAAUCCCAUCUCAAAGUCUGAGAUGGAUUGCAUAUACAGUGUGCAGUUCCAGAGCCUCCUACAAUUCUAAUCAUUUGUCAUAUGACCACAACAAAAACGUGUUCUGCAUCCAGGAGUAUGCACAUCUGUGGUUAGUACACAUGCAUGCAUACACACCCAUACAAAAAUAUCUGUGUGAGGGCAGUUCUGGAGACUGAGCAGAAAGACUGGAACAAACUUAUCCUUUCCUUUCCCAGGCUCCUAGCCAACAUUGUCCUUGGGAGAAAGAGAGUUAUAAAAGCUGCUAAGACCAAGUACUGAGAUGCCAAGAUAACUCACACUCCGAGGCUCUGAAUAUAUAGGCUGUGCACUAUUGUGCAGUCCUUUGGGACUGGAAGUGAAAUGGUCUUUGAUCACCAAACCUUCUAGGGAAUUAGGGCCCAGGAAGAGAUAAAGAUUUCCAAGGAAUGCAAAACUCCCCCAAAUUCUUCUGCUGCCAUGGGGAUUUUACCCCAACACCAGGGUUCGAGGCCAAGCUGGAAAUGGCUUAGGACUUCAAAGUCAAGGUAUUAUACCAGCCCCCUGCUUGAGGCUUGAGGUCAUAACAUUCCUCCAGAUCCCACCAUUCCCCAGUUCUUGCCUUGGGACCACAUUUGCUGCUACUUUUCCUGCUGCUCUAUCGUAUACAUUGAGUACCCCAAGAUGGUAGAACUAGGUUAGGAAAACCCCACACAACCAAACAGUCUGCCUUAAAAGCGACUCAUAUUUUCCCACAGUUCCUCACUUCAUAGCCCUUCUGUAAGAGAAAAACCCUCAUGGGCCCACAUGGUGAGAGGUUAAGUCUCCUGGGAGUGGAAGAGACCUCAGAUGCUGGAGCCCUUCCUAAGAGUCCAGAAUGGCUAAACCAGUGUUAGAUUUUGUAAUCAAGUGAAACAGUGUUACAUUUCUGGGAUGUUGCAGCCAUCCAGAGGCUGAUGGAGUUGUCCAGACUCUUGAGUUAUUAUCCUUAACCUAAAUACCCUAGCCCUCCAGGCUAGAGUGGACUUUGGCCAACCUCGCUGUUACUUUGAGUAGAUGUGAUUCUGGAACAGAGAACCAUCUCGAGUAUGAUCAGUGUGGACUGUGUUCUAGACGGUCAUCAGAAGGAAGCUUAAGAGAUCACAGCCUCAGUACCCAACAUGGUCAUCACAUUUUCCAUUAAAUGUUCCAGCCACCUUUCUACACUUGUAGCUGGACGACUCUUCUCUCUCUCCCAUAUUCAGUCUCCAAAAGUUAAGAGCAAAGUAGUCAAUUGUACAUGGAAGUUCCCACCUCUUUUAGGGCCUCUUUUAAUUCAGUUUCCUGUCCACUCCCAUUGAAUUAAUAAGGAAAGAGACUAAUAGGAUGAGGUGGAGGGAGCAGUUAAGUUUGACAUAUUUUUUGAACCCUGGAGUUGGGAGGAAAGGAGAUAGGACGAUCUAAGCUAGUUAUAUCACAUAAAUAUGAGUGGAAAUCAACUGGUCUCAAAUCUAGUGAAGGCAACCAGUAAAAGCAAAAUCUAGGACAGAAAUGGAAAAUACCAGACACAUACACAGCCCCUUUUAAUUCCUGCAUCCAAGGCAGGCACUAUUAAUCUUACUAGGACCAAAAA
Castor canadensis (American beaver) is the source of this 3958-nucleotide messenger RNA. The record is from RefSeq and is a predicted model, not a curated record. Lineage: Eukaryota; Metazoa; Chordata; Mammalia; Rodentia; Castoridae.